Molecule: messenger RNA, 1986 nt
Organism: Schistosoma turkestanicum
Lineage: Eukaryota; Metazoa; Platyhelminthes; Trematoda; Strigeidida; Schistosomatidae
Source: the annotation of a GenBank genome assembly
AUGGCGUGUUUAAUACGUACAGUUUUUCCCAGAAAAGUGGACAAUGGCAAUGGAUUAUACUCGCCUACUGUGAAUGCUAACACGCCUUUAGAAGAAAUCCCAAUGGAAGAGUCUGUCAGAAAUAUUUUAACUGAGGAGCAAAUAUAUGAUGACGAAUGGUCAAUUAGCAGAAACAGAUUCUAUUUUAUUGUUCAAUUUUCUGUAUCCGAUUCAUAUAAGAUGGAACGUAUCCUUGACAAACUAGCAUAUUUCAAUAUUGGAAAAACACUUGAUUCAUCAAUUAUGGUUACGGAGCCCACGAUAAAUGUUCAAAAACGUAAUAAAGGCGAAAAAUCGGGUGUUAUAUCUUAUUCGGCAAUUCAAAAUUUUAUUGGAACUUUGAAAUCACGGUUGUGUGUAGCUCAGGUUUACAAUGAGAUUAACCAACGUGGAUCGUUUGAUAUGAAUUAUUUAUGUUUCCUAUUGUGUGCAGCUGUUGUGGCGAAUAUAGCUCUAGUAACCAAUUCCGCUGGUGUUGUAUUUGCAAGUAUGCUAUUAUCUCCUCUCAUGGAUCCAAUCAUGUGCAUUCUUUUCGGUUUGAAUUUACGUGAUCGUAAUAUGACAAUGAAAGGUAUUCGCAACACAUCGAUUUCACUAAUUAUCUGUGUUAUGAUUGGAUUAACAUUUGGUUAUGUAGCACAUGCAAUUAGCGCUUUCCAAGAUGUUACACCAUAUCCCACAAGUGAAAUGGUUCAAAGGGGUGAACUACGAUCUUUUAUCGGGUCAAUGCUUGUGGCAGCAUUCUCUGGUGUUAGUGUUUCUUUCGCUAUACUAAGUAAGCGAUUAUCAGCUUUAAUUGGGAAUGCAAUUUCCCUCUCACUAUUACCACCAGCUGUUAACUGUGGUCAUUUGUUGUUACUCUCUCUUUUGGCCAUCUCUACUGGAGAGAAACGUGAGUAUGGAACAGCAACGGAUACAGAAUCGAAUGUUACAGCAACUUUGCAUUACUGUACUUAUCAAUGGAUUCGACAGUAUGAAUUUAUUUAUAUGCGGAAUCAUUGCAAUGCUCCUCUGGAAUUCCUGUAUGUUGGUCUAUCUAGUUUUUCUCUUGUAACAAUGAAUAUCAUGCUAAUUCUAGUUACUGGAUAUACGGUGAACAAAAUUAAAAAUUUGGUGCCACUUUCGUUCACAAAUGAAAUCACUCGGAGAUUUUAUCAAAAGGAUUUACGAGAGGUUCGUGAAAAUUACAAAUGUUUGCAUAAAUUUGAUGCAGCUGGUUUAGCCACUUAUGCAUAUAAUGAAUAUUUACGUUUAAAUAAAGUGAAUACACAUGAUGAUGAACUAGCCAAUUUGGAUAUUGAAGAUGCUGAUCAGAUUGCUAAUGAAUUUCAUACAAUUAUGAAAGAUCUCAAAAAAGAUCCCUAUCUACAGACUAUUACCGCAGAAACAACCCAAGGUGACAACAGCUUCUUGAAGAGAUUUAUGGAGAAAUCCAACGAAUUAUCAUCAAGAAAUGCAGUGAAACGAGUAAAAAAGCAUCAUACAUUUUGUUAUCCCGAUAAAACGUUUACGGUUUCCCAAGAUGGUACAGUUGGGAACAAUUUUGACAACAAUAAUAGCAGUACAAAUAUUAAUAAAACAAUUAACACAUACAGUCGCCCUAUGUUUGUUAAUCAACAUAUCAACAGUAACACUUGUAAUAUCAUGGACAAUAGGAGUGCUAAUACACGGGUGAAGUUAGUGGAUAAACUAGUAUCUGAAACGAGACCUUCGGUUUUUGCCAAUGAAAAUCUCAAAACAAAUGAUAUCCAGUUUUCAUCAUUGCUUGAAAAAGGCAAGUACCGAAGAUGUCCAAUGAGAAAUGAGAUUACAGAAUCUAAAAUGCGAACCUCCAGUUCUACCGGAAGAUUUGAAGUGGUAUCUGUAGAAUGCCAAUCAGAAUCCGCAUACGAUGCAGAACAAAGUGACAAAGGUGAAAACAACAUUAUGUUGAGAAGAAACGUUUGA